UGCUAAUCAGAAUAUAUAAAUUUACAAACGCCGAUAAUAAUUGGAAUUCAAAUUUUAACUAAAUUUUGAGGAUUUUAAGGUGAUUCGACUGAUAUUAAAUGGCAAGACAUCAUCCAGAUUUGAUUUUCUGCCGUAAACAACCAGGCGUGGCGAUUGGUCGUCUGUGCGAAAAAUGCGAUGGCAAAUGUGUAGUUUGCGAUUCAUACGUUCGACCGUGCACAUUAGUUCGUAUUUGUGAUGAAUGCAACUAUGGUUCAUAUCAAGGAAGAUGUGUGAUUUGUGGCGGUCCUGGGGUUUCCGAUGCUUACUACUGCAAGGAGUGCACCAUUCAAGAAAGAGAUCGAGAAGGUUGUCCAAAGAUUGUCAAUUUAGGCAGUUCCAAAACGGACUUGUUUUACGAGCGGAAAAAAUAUGGUUUCAAACAAAAAUGAUCGAUCUAGCGCGGAUUCAGCUUUGAUUUUAAGUUUGUUAUCGCAUCUUCAAGUUAAAUUUCAUUGUAAUUGAUAAGUAACAACAGGUUUCAUCGAAGCAAAUACUUCAUUGGCUUCAAAAUGACUGACAUGAAUAAAUGUUCACAUAAAAAGCAAGAAUAAAUUGAUGAAA
Messenger RNA from Contarinia nasturtii (swede midge), 603 nucleotides. RefSeq names its product PHD finger-like domain-containing protein 5A. Lineage: Eukaryota; Metazoa; Arthropoda; Insecta; Diptera; Cecidomyiidae. The transcript is spliced from 3 exons. Gene Ontology annotation, cellular component: U2 snRNP; catalytic step 2 spliceosome; precatalytic spliceosome. Gene Ontology annotation, biological process: mRNA splicing, via spliceosome. The record is from RefSeq and is a predicted model, not a curated record. The coding region runs from base 99 to 431 and encodes 110 amino acids.